AUGAGUGGUGAGGGCCAGAACUCUGAUAAGCGCGUUGAAGAGGCAGAGGCGACGCACUCAAGCAAGGGCAGCGCCUCUCCAACAGAGAAGAGUUCUCACCUCUCUAGCAUGAACUCGCGACGGCCUGGAGCACGUCAUUCUUCGCAUUACGAACCAAAUCUUAAAACGAUUUAUCGCUGCUGUGAUUUCACUCGACCUUAUGCAUUGAAAGAGGACACUGUUGUCUACCUGAAGAGGGGUGAAGUGUGUUUAGCUCAUGUUCACAAGAUAGAUCGGAAGAAACUAGAUGUGUCUCUGUACAAAGGAUUGAUUUCCUGUCAAACACUCGAGCUUGAAACAAUUCCGUCAUGUCGUCGAAUUCGACGACUUGUAGAAGAGGUUCUGGUUGUGGACAGAGGAUUUUCUAUCGGUGAAACUGUGAUCAAAUUUGAAAACGAACAUAUCGGUAAUCCAGAGUGCGAGGAUUUAUGCAUACCGCGAUCCGAUGUUCUUAUAGGCCAAGUUUUAAAUGUUGAGGUCCGCGGUGACGUUUUAGUAGUCCCAUCUAAGAACCUCAUAGUAAAGAAUGUCUCUUUAGGAAACAAUGAAUAUACUGAAAUGGUUAACUACAACUCGGCGCAUAAUUAUGUGAUGUAUAAGGAUUGGAUAGGGAAUGCUAGCGAUUGUAUAAAUGACGUUACAUUAUUGUAUCGCGGCAGGCAUCGUUUCGUCGUCAAGGAAGGAGGACGUUCAGGUGUCUUUCUCUGUCGCCAAGAGCGUUCAGAUGAAUCAAAGGCUCUGGUACCUGGUGAACGAGUGUCUAUUGCCAUCAGCGAUGCACUCGGUCGGUCAGCUUCCUGGGAACAAAAGCCUCCCAGAACACUCACUUGUUCAAGGAGACGGCGAGGCGCAGAAGGAAUAAAGUGUAUUAUAGAGAAGAUCGAAACUAACUCUCUCCUGGUAGACUGGAUCAUGUCGCCUUCAUCUACUAUUAAACCACCUAAAGUGAUUCCCAAACAUGAGAUUCCAAAGGUAUCACGUAUUGACCCAUCUGCAAAUCCACGACCGAGUACAUGUGAUCGUAUCAAAAUAUUGCCAGAUGAUUCAUCAACGGUUGUUACCAUCAAGGAAUACUUUGCGAGUUUAACGGAACAAUACGGACGCUUUUUCAGGAAGCUUCUCGCGAAAGAUGAUAGGUCGACACGUCCUCAGUGUGAUAACUGCUCAGUUCCGGGCCAAAGAGAGAUCGAACGCGAUUCGUCCACAGUAAAAGCUGCGAAAAUUGCCCGUUUGUGUGAUGAUACUACUCCACAACAGGGUAAAGAAGGCGAUUCUGUCUCAGCCCACAACGUGGCCGAAUGUGAAAACAUGGAGUCGAAGGAAGAAGUUACCAAUGGCGAAGAAAUCUGGGAGUCAUCCGAAGAAAGUAGCGAUGAGGAUGAAACCCCUUCGAAAUGUGGUAGAUCAAGGGUGGCCGUAUGCCGAAGUGUUGUUCGACAGAAACGCAUGCGUAAGUGUCCAGCUCGACGCAGGAGGUGCACACCCGCCUUUCCUUUGGAAUCCUCUCGUUUGGCAAAAGAUAUACUUGGAAAUCAGUUUGUUGGGGAGGUUUUGAAGUCAUAUUCACUAGUGGAUGUGCAGUGGAUGAAUGGUACAAUUGAAGAGAAGAUUCCUGGUUAUCUGCUGAUUCCACACGAUCCUGACCUUGAUCAACAGGACCACUUACCAGGUGUCAUUGUAGCACGCAAAGAUGCGAAAAAUGUUGAGACUGUGUUCGGACUAAUACUGUCCACAAACAGCGCUGAAAGGUCUUGUAAUAUCGCAUGGUUUGAACGUACAGAAAAUGAUGUAAAAAACCUUGGUGAAGAAGAAUGCAUAUUGUUCGACAUUAUGGCUCACAUCCGAAUUACAAGCGGUUGGUUGCUCUUAAACCUUUAA
Cooperia oncophora is the source of this 1917-nucleotide messenger RNA. The record is from the annotation of a GenBank genome assembly. NCBI's taxonomy places the organism in Eukaryota, Metazoa, Nematoda, Chromadorea, Rhabditida, Trichostrongylidae.